AUGAUGGAUCUGCACGCACCACCCCUAGUUGUUCAUGGCUAUGAACCCCAUGCCCCCCUGUUAGAAGUGGAGGGUUUGGACCCACAUAGUCCUCAGCAGAAGGUGUUAAUUCACGCGCCUACUCUGCAAAGUCAGGAUUUAAUCACCAGUGACCAUCGGAAUGGAGAUGAGCAGUACCACGCGCACAGCAGCAACCAAGGAGGCGAUGACAACCUGUAUGAUUUUAACCACACAAUUUUGAGUGAAAGUGUUCUUAAAAGUAAAAACUUGAAAAAACUGCUCACCUCCCCCGACUACUGUGGAGUCGUCGAACCAGUCCUGCGCGGUCGAGUCAUCGCGAUUGGUCACACGCCGGGACUCGAACAGGCGACGUCGACAGCGGAAGUGACGAUUCUCUGA
Chilo suppressalis (striped riceborer) is the source of this 399-nucleotide messenger RNA. Lineage: Eukaryota; Metazoa; Arthropoda; Insecta; Lepidoptera; Crambidae. The record is from the annotation of a GenBank genome assembly.